Molecule: messenger RNA, 840 nt
Organism: Stylonychia lemnae
Lineage: Eukaryota; Ciliophora; Spirotrichea; Sporadotrichida; Oxytrichidae
Source: the annotation of a GenBank genome assembly
AUGGGUUAGCAGACAAAUGACUUAUCAAACACUCUGGACAGUUAGCAACUGAAACUGUAGUCAAAGGCACUAAAAUAGUUCAAGGAAUUUAAAAUGAAUGAGUUGAGCAAGAUCAAUAAUUCUAAUUCACUCAACCAUAAUCAAAGCAAUAUCUCUACCACUAUCUCAACUAUUACAAAUAACAGUAUGAUAUUCAAUCGAUUUAGAUCAGAAUAGGUUUGCUAAAAUCAUCUAAUUAGAAAAGUCUCGGAAUGCUCAGCUUUUUCAAAGCAUCAAAGUUGUUUAGAAAAAAAUGAAUCGAAGGGAAUUUCUUCUUUCUCAGAGUAUUAGUCCUAAUAAGAGGAUCAAGCAUCACAACAGGUUCUAUGUUUCAAAGAAUGGAAAAACCUAUGGAAUCCUGGCCCUGGAGCUUAUACAACUGGAUUAGGUCCAAUAUAAAGUGGUUCAGUAAAAUUUGCUAAAAGAGAUAAAAUGAUGUCACAAGAUAUGAUACCAGGGCCUUGUACAUAUUUUGAAAGUGGUAAAAAGGAUCUUAGUCAAUCAGCUGCAUUCUCGUUUGUGCGUAAACCCAGGAAACUAUUCAGUGAUGAGGUGAUGCCUUAAUCGGAAUUAGCCUCUUUGAUUUUAUCAAACACUGGGCCUUAACCUAAGCGAAGGAUGAAAGGGUUCACUUUUGGAAUAGGAAAUAGAGCAGAAUAGGUUGACAUGUCUAAGGUUUAAUUCCCUGGACCUGGAUUUUAUUAUACUAAAGAAGGGUAAACUACUUUCCAAAAUGUUUCUCCUAAAUAUACUAUACCCAUAGGUGGCUCUGGUUUCCAAUUUAUGUUAAAUAAAAUUUGA